Molecule: messenger RNA, 2714 nt
Organism: Nanorana parkeri
Lineage: Eukaryota; Metazoa; Chordata; Amphibia; Anura; Dicroglossidae
Product: EF-hand calcium-binding domain-containing protein 6-like
Exons: 18
Coding region: 84-2705 (873 amino acids)
Molecular function (GO): calcium ion binding
Source: RefSeq, a predicted model, not a curated record
CCGGCAACUCUGUUGUUGAUAUUGAAAGUUCCACAAGACUUUUCAGUCAAUGGGAAGGACCGGCCGGGGAGUGCUGCUCAUUCAUGGCGGGGCCGAGUGCUCGGAGCCCGCGGGGGGCCCCUUCGCUGCUGCCAGAUAUUCGCCAUCCUGCCCUCCUCCUGGGGGACCCGGGGACCCUUUCCGUGCGGGGGCUCUCCCGAGCCGCAGGAAAAGAGGACCUGUCUGCUUCCUCGCGAGGUUCCGGCAGGAGGACCGCGCCACGUGACAACCUGAGAAACUACGGGGGCGAUCACCUGGACAGCUGGCGGAACCUGGACCGAUGGGCCAACAUUGACAGGACAUUCUCGGAGCGACACACAAAUGAGAAGAAGGAAGACUCCUCGGCCUCUCCCUCCACUCGGCUAGAAACUGAAAAGCUCAGAUUCCGUCUGCUGGAGAAGAUAAACGGCGGCGGAUUCUAUGACCUGAAAAGGCAAUUCUUGUCCCACGACCCAGAAUGCCGAGGGAGAGUGACCAGGGAUGCUCUGCUGGUGAUCCUGACUACGUUCCUCGGCCGGUUUAUUAGCAGAAUUCAGUUUCAGCAUCUCCUCAGCAGGUUACGUCUGGAUGAGAAACCCAUCGUCACGUUUGACUCGUUCUACGAUCACUUCAAGCUGGAAGAGAAUACAAACCCUCCAGACUGGCUGGACCCCAUGAAGAGGAAACAGAAAGCAGCUGUGAAGACCGCCCACGAGGUUCACCUGGAGCUCAGGGACAUGGCCAAUAACAGAUAUUUUGAACUUUUGAAGCUUUUUCCGAAGGAUUCCCUGACCUCGUCUGAAUUCCACAGCGCGCUAUCCAAGCUGGGUGUAAGGAUGACUGAGGAAGAGUUCAAGAGAUUGUGGCACCGAUACAUCAGAGAAGACAACGGGAUCCUAAAGAUUGAAGACCUGCGGUGUCAUCUAGGAGCAAAGGCUGCUCAGGAGUUGUAUGAAGACCGUAGCUUGCUGCUCUCUGGACUCCAGAAAGUGUCUAGAAGCCGAGAAGACCAAAAAAUGAGCACACGAGUCGGAUCACGGACAAGAAAUGAGAGGAAGUUGUCCCUCAGUAUUGAGAAGUGGUUGAAGGAGAGAUUCAGAGAGGGGGCUCGAGCCAUGAUGGCCGAAUUCCUGGUGUGUGAUCCAGAGAGGACCCACAAGGUCUCAAGAGACGACUUCCUUCAGGUUUUGGAGAGAUUUCAGCUCCACCUCACUGGGGACCAGUUGGGUCAUUUUCUUGCUCGUUGUGGUUUGGAUGAGAAUUCCUCAGAUGUGGACUAUGUGGACUUUCUACAGCGUAUACAGACAAGGAGGAAGAGCGGAAGAGCCCACAAGAUCCUUAGCAAACAGGAAAACAGGGCAGCGGACAGGAGGUCUGUGAGCUCGGCGUCCACUACGGGCACCUUAGAGGGAAAGCUCUUGAAUUAUCUCCAUGCCGAGUUUAGCGCCCUCCUCGAGGAGUUCAGGAAGGCCGAUACCAACAAAGUGAAUGUAAUCAGCCAGCAAGACUUCAGAGGGAUCCUGGAGAGGAGGUUCUGUAUAAAGGUGACAGAUGAAGAAUUUGCCCACCUGCUGGAGAGAAUUCCAGCCGAUCAUCAAGGAGCCAUCAGAUACCGGGACUUCAUGGCCAAGUUCGAUAGCGGGGAUGAGAAUCUGAGCCUAUGGGGAGGAAACAAAACAAUUCUGACUGACUGCAGCCAAAAACCAAAAGCAAUCAGUAAAGUCGGGAACAGCGCCAAGAAGGAGAAACGGCAAGGGAGGAGUGCGGAGCAGCUUACCGGAAUCAUCAAAAAUCUCGUAAAGAAUAAUUACGAAUCUCUGGAAAGGAAUUUUAAUGAGAUGGACCCCAUGAAUACCCGGAGGAUGACGGCAGAGAGCUUGUACCAGCUGCUGAAAAGGUGUGACAUUCACCCGGAAAUUUCCAGAGAGGAGGUCGGGAAGGUCUGGAAAACGUUGAUCCAGAAUCAGGACCAGACGGUGGACUACUUCCAGUUCGUCAGACACUUUGGCUUUUCCGUCAAGUCUUCAUGUUUCCCCAACGCCAAGAUCUCUCCGCCGGUGCGAGGCGACGGCGACUGUCUGAUCCGCUCUCUGAAACUGAAUUCCGACACCAAGAUCAUCGCAAAUUUCCUGCAGACCAAGGUCAAGCUCCUCCUCCCUGACCUCUGGAGACAGUUCCGGGAAUCGGACCCUCAAAAUUCCGGAUGUGUCACCAAAGAAGAGUUCCUUGACACUGUGCAGGAGCUGAGCCCGGACCUGACUGAUCACCAGUGUGACACUUUAGCUGCAAAGUUCGGUCACGGGCCAAAUAAAAUUUCGUAUGUGAAGUUCCUUCAGCCGUACCAGACCGGAACCCCCCCAAUCAAACACAAUGGAGGGAGAGCAGCAACAGCGGAGGCCAAGGUGACCCCUCCACAGUGGCCCAUGGAUCCCGGUCUGAAUGUCAUCACCUCCAAACUACGACAGAAGCUCUCCUCUGGGGAUUGGAGGAACCUUCUUCAUACAUGCCAGAAACUGGACACAGACGGUUCUGGUUUCCUCCUCCUCCCGGAGUUCCGGUCGGUGGUGAAACUCUGCAACAUGGUCCUGGAUGAAGAUGACAUUUAUGCGUUCAUGUCUCACUAUGAUAGAGAUCUAGCUGGGAAGAUCGACUACUCGCGGCUUGUGUCUGAUCAGAAGAGGAAGUGAUGACGGAAG